UUUUUUUAUACCAACCAUGUAUCAUUAUAGUUAUAAUAAUGAACAAGAAGACAACAGAAAUAAGGCAGCCUAUCAUAACAGUAGUAAUAGUAACAGCAAUCAUAUGUCACUGUUUAGUCAACCACUAAACCAUACAACUACUUUGGACGAACUACCAAGUCAGUUUUUAGAUAAUCAAUAUGACGCCAACGCUUUAUUAAACGACUCUUUAUUUGACUUUAAUCAUCAUCAAUGGGACUAUUUGACUCAACCAACACCACCACCGCUACCACAACAACAACAACAACAACAACAGCAAGAAGCUAUCUUAUUAUCGGACCCUAAUUUUUUACGCCAACAUCAACUGCUGCAGGACCAGCAAAGAGAAAUGCAGAUACGACUACAAGAUGAAAAUACUGGUAAAGAACAAGUCUCCAACUUAACAGCCAUGCUAGAACCUAAAAAAGUACCUACAAUGCCUCUACCAAAACCACAAAAACGUAAUAGCAAACGACAGAUAGUAAAAUCAGAACCUGCCGAUGACACAAAAAUUGAUCAUCAACGACGAUUUAAUGAACUGCAAGCCCGUUUCAGAGUCAAUUAUGCGCGUAAACCCAGCACACAAAUGACUUCCAAAUCAACUCAGAAAACAACCAAGACUCAGCCUGCACCUUCUCCUGUGAUUGCACAUCGAAAAUCACCUUCUCCUGUAAAUAGUUGUCAUGAUGGAAGCAAAUCACCCACCAUCAAACUAGAACCGAUCAAAAGUCCCCUUUUGCCACCUUCAAAUGUCAAUAAUAAACAAGAAGAACCCACGAUAGACAAAUUAUCUUCUUCUUUUCCUUCUCGUACCAUGCCUAUUCAGAUUCAACGCAUGUCUCGUCCCAAUAGUUCACAGCCAUUUGAUGCAGAAUCACAUCAACGUCUGUUGGACAGCCAACUCGAUAAAGUCGAUUUCGAUGAUAUUACUGUAUCUGAACUGAAGGAAAUGUUGAGGCAGCGAGGUAAGCCUGCUACAGGUAAAAAGGCAGUGUUGUUACAGCGGUUACAAGAAGAGCGAGAGAUUGCCAAGGGAGGCAGAAGUCCAGGUGGCCGUACAAACAACAACCAUCGUCAUUCUCAGCCACUGCCCUUUUCAAGGCCAAGUCAACCUGUCGAUCCACCUUUACGUCCUCGCUCUUUUCAAGGGAGUUCACCUGUCACGAUUCAGCAAAGCCAUGGUCAAGAUACUCUCUUGCCACCUGGCUCUCCUGGUGGUCAACUUCAUCGUUCGAUUGCCAACAUGCAUAUUGGAUCACCGCCUACUACAUCCAGACGUUAUUCGCCUUAUUCACCGCGAUUAAGUAGUUCCCCAAAGACUUCAGGUCAUGUUUAUUCUUCAUCGAUGCCUUUGUCAUCAGGCGAUUUGUCAUCCUCACCUCAUCAGCCUGUCAGAGCACCAGCACCACCACCACCUCCUCCUCCUAAAACGAAUCAUGGCAUGAUGCUUUCCUCUUCUUAUUCAAUUGCAGCUAAGCAACCGACAGCAACACCAGGGCGGUACUAUAACAACCCCAAGACAUAUAAACCAUUUACAUCUUCUGCACUUGCCACACCUGAUAGAGAAGAAGAUAUCAACCCAUUUGAUCGUUAUUAUGCUAGUCAAGAUGCAGCUAUUGAAGAAGAAGAACAGGCGGACACAAAUCCUAUGGACUGGACAGAUCCUGCUACGCUUGAUCUAUUAUUACAACAAGGCACGAUCAAUAUGAACGUAGCAGAAAUGCUUGGUCAGCCACUUUACAGCGACGAUGUUGUCUUGACAAAUGAGCAAAUCAUGGCUCUUUUGAAUAGCCAGCAACAAGCACCUCCUUUUGAGUUCAAAAUAGAAGAUAACAGUAACUUUAACACUUAUUAUCAACAGCAUGAUUAAAUUACCAAUAAACUUCCUUCGGACUUUAUUAGUAAGCAAGUCAAUGUUUGAUUAUUGACACGUCAUUAGUAAUACAAGGAUUACAAAUUUUUUCUUCUUUGUUCAGUAUAAAUAAUACGCGGUUGAUUAUUCUUUUUCGCUUUUUUUUUCUUUUU
Messenger RNA from Gilbertella persicaria, 2043 nucleotides. RefSeq lists its product as uncharacterized. NCBI's taxonomy places the organism in Eukaryota, Fungi, Mucoromycota, Mucoromycetes, Mucorales, Choanephoraceae. The transcript has 2 exons. Bases 17 to 1888 code for a protein of 623 amino acids. The record is from RefSeq and is a predicted model, not a curated record.